AUGUCGAAUUUGCUUGCCCGUGAUGGCCCUUCGACUGUCCAGCCUCCACUGUCCCAGACAGUUGGGUAUAUCGUUGUCGUUCUCAUCGGUGCGAUUAUAGCUCUGGGAAUGAUGCUCGUCACAAAAGUCCUGAAGAAAACUGCAGGGGAAGAUAACAAGAAGACCGAAAUGUUCAUGACUGCAAACCGCACUAUCCGCACAGGUCUGACUGCCUCCGCUGUGAUAUCGUCAUGGCUUUGGUCAACCGCUUUACUCGGCUCCUCUUUCGUCGGCUAUGACUAUGGUAUCGCCGGUCCUUUCUGGUUUGCAGCUGGCUGCAGUCCGAUGAUUGUGUUUUUCGCCCUCUUGGGAAUAUCCUGCAAGCGGAAGAUCCCUGAAGCGCAUACCUCGCUGGAGGUUGUUCGCAUUCGAUACGGCCAUGUGGCACAUAUCGUAUUCAUGAUCCUUUGUCUGGUUAAUAACAUCUUCGCCUGCGCUAACAUGUUGCUCGGCGCCGCUGCUGUGAUCACUGCUGUUACUGGAAUGCACAUUAUUGCUGCUACAUUUCUGUUGCCCGUCGGAGUGACUGUCUAUACAUUUGUUGGUGGUAUCAAAGCAACCUUCCUCACCGAUUAUUUCCACACGGCUAUCAUUAUGAUCAUCGCAUGCUAUUUCUCCGUCAAAGCCUUCUCAACCCCCCAGAUCGGCUCUGUCGGUGAACUAUUCGAGCUUCUACAAGCUGCAGCGACACGACACCCAGUCUCUGGUAACCAAAGUGGCACAUAUCUGACAAUGACCUCCAAGAGUGCAAUCCUCUUCGGAAUCCUCCACACCCUCGGCAACUUCGGCCUAGUCAUCAUGGACACAAGCUACUUCAUCAAAGCCUUCUCUGCCUCCCCAGCAGCAGUAGUCCCAGGCUACACAAUCGGCGGCAUCGCCUACUUUGCCAUCCCCUGGGCCCUGGGCACAGUCAUGAGCUCCGUAGCCCUAGGUCUGGAGAACCAGCCCAACUUCCCUACCUUCCCAAGAAGAAUGACCUCCACAGAAGUAAGCAACGGCCUGGUCCUCCCCUACGCAGCACAAACAAUCGCCGGAAAAGGCGGUGCAGCAGCUGUCCUCCUAAUCACCUUCAUGGCAUGCACAUCCACCCUCUCCGCACAGGUGAUUGCCGUCAGCUCGAUUCUCAGCUUCGAUGUCUACCGCGAGUACUUUAAGAAGAAGGCGACGGAUCGGGAUCUUAUCCGUGCUAGUCACUUUGGUGUUAUUUUCUUUGCUGCUUUCUCCGCCGGGUUCAGUACCAUGCUACACUAUGUUGGUAUUAAUCUUGGCUGGACGCUGUAUAUGCUCGGCGUCGUCACAUGCCCAGGAAUCUUCCCAAUGAUCUUCACAAUCCUCUGGCGCCGCCAAAGCAAAGCAGCAGCCAUCCUCUCACCCAUCCUCGGCCUCGCAACCGGUCUAUCCGUCUGGCUCGGUACAGCAUCCCACUUCAGCGGCGAAGUAACCGUCGCUUCAACCGGUCAAGUCCUUCCCUGUCUCUACGGAACCGUUGCAUCCUGCAUGUCGCCGAUCAUCUACUCGGUGGUAAUCACGCUGGUCAAGCCGCAGAACUACGAUUGGAAUGAUUUCAAAAAGGUGAAGCUUUCGCUUGAGAAGCUGGAUAGUAAUCUUACCACUGCGCAUUUGAAUAAGAAUGGUCGUGUGGACGGGGGUGAGGAGGAGGAUGCUGGUCGGGCGGGCUUCGAUCAGAAGGAGUUGAAGAGGUGGGCGAGGAUUGCGGCUAUUUGGUCUGUUGCGACGUUCUUGGGUCAUUGGGUUAUUUGGCCUUUGCCUAUGUAUGGGUCUGGGUAUGUGUUUGGGAAGAAGUUCUUUAUUGCUUGGGUGGUUGUCGCUAUCAUCUGGCUCUGGCUCAGCAUGCUGGUUGCGAUUUUCUAUCCCAUCUUUGAUGGUGGGAUUCAACAGAUGCGUGAUGUCUAUCGCGGGUUGAGAGGACAGAAGGUGGACGGAGCGAGAGGUGAUGCCUCGCCUUCUGAUGGGUCUAUCAGCGAUGCGACUCGCACUGGGGAAAUUCAAGAGAACAAGCCGGGAUUGAAUGAUUGA
Penicillium bovifimosum is the source of this 2076-nucleotide messenger RNA. Its product is annotated as sodium:solute symporter family protein. Gene Ontology annotation, cellular component: plasma membrane. The record is from RefSeq and is a predicted model, not a curated record. Gene Ontology annotation, biological process: urea transmembrane transport. Lineage: Eukaryota; Fungi; Ascomycota; Eurotiomycetes; Eurotiales; Aspergillaceae. The transcript has 11 exons. The coding region runs from base 1 to 2076 and encodes 691 amino acids. Gene Ontology annotation, molecular function: urea transmembrane transporter activity.